Molecule: messenger RNA, 891 nt
Organism: Microthlaspi erraticum
Lineage: Eukaryota; Viridiplantae; Streptophyta; Magnoliopsida; Brassicales; Brassicaceae
Source: the annotation of a GenBank genome assembly
AUGUCCAUGUCGAUGUCGAAGUCGAAUUCCGUCGCCGACGAAAAGCCACAGCAUGCGAAGAGAUUGAAGCCGCUGUUAACGGAAGCUCCGUGUUCGCUGCCGAUUGAGAUUGCUCUGAGUUGCUUGGCCCGCGUCUCAAAACAGGACCACGGUUCCUUGUCUCUGGUGUCCAAGUGGCACCGUCGUCAAUUGAUUUCGCCAGAAUUGUACGAGUUCCGAUCCCGAUUGGGCUGCACCGAAAACAUCAUCUAUCUAUGCUUAGUGAUCCCGCCGGAGCCAAAUCCACGCUGGUUCGCCCUCUUCCCAAAAGCCCUAGAUCGUCCGCGUCGGCUGGUCCAAGUCCGGUCAACCUUGUAUCAGCCUCCGGAAGUAUCCUCCGUGGUGGCCCAUGGUUUCGGGAUCUACGUCAUCGGUGGGAGGAGGAUCAGCGGGAGAACUUCCCCAUCGUCAAGUGUCUAUUUCCUGGACUGCCGAUCUCACACGUGGGCCACUCUCCCUUUCAUGCGUGUGCCUCGAGAAUCCGCUGCGGCGGGCGUGAUCGACGGGAAGAUUUACGUCCUGGGAGGGAGCAAGGGCGACCCGAAUCCGGGAGAGGUAUUCGACCCGAAGACGCAGACAUGGGAUGCCCUGCCGCUGCCCGAGCCCGUGUUGCUGCCCGUUCAGGAUAAUCUAAUGUACGAAAGCGGUGUGGUGGAGGAGAAGAUCUUCGCUGAGAAUGAGUUUGGGACAGCUUUCUUCUACAAAAGUGAAGAAGGCAGAUGGAAAAGAGGAAAUAAAAAUAUCGCGGCGGAUAAAAGGGGUUGGCAUGCGAUAGACAAGGUCAUGUACUGUUGUGUAUAUGGUGGGAGAUACUGUGGUGUGAGGCAAGUGAAUUGGAGACCGCAGAGGUGA